Messenger RNA from Orcinus orca (killer whale), 15239 nucleotides. RefSeq names its product mucin 5B, oligomeric mucus/gel-forming (gene MUC5B). Lineage: Eukaryota; Metazoa; Chordata; Mammalia; Artiodactyla; Delphinidae. The coding region runs from base 1 to 14625 and encodes 4874 amino acids. The record is from RefSeq and is a predicted model, not a curated record. Gene Ontology annotation, cellular component: extracellular matrix. The transcript has 58 exons. Gene Ontology annotation, molecular function: protein binding.
AUGGGGGGUGGGAGCAGGCUCUCAGUCCUGCUGGAAUCUAGGCCUGGGGAGGGCAGCUUGCUGGAGGUCAGCUGUGGAAACACAGGAAGCUGGACUCAUGUCCUCAUGUCCCUGCUGCGGUUCCUGGAAUUAGAUAUGCCCACUGCGUCCACCUCACGCUGCCUUGGUCACAAGAACCGGGGCCAGGCUGAGUUGGGUCUCGGGGCCGGGAGACAGCCUGAGUGGGAGGUGGAUGGACGUGGCAACGAGGUCCGGGCAGGGAAGUCACUGCCACCCCCAUGGGACGCCCUCCUUGGGAGCAGGAAGUUCCCGGCCCUCUGGCUCUGGGAGCUGCUGCCCCAGAGACCGGCUGGCCCUGUAGCCGCAGGUGGCACCCUAAUCAGCGCCACUGCCCCCGGGGGGGAUCGGGUGUCGGAGGGAGCCCCCUCUUCCUCUCUGGCUGGGAUGGACGCCAACACACCCACCGCCGUGCUGGCCCUCAGGAUGGGUGCCCAGAGCGGGUGCCGGGCCCUGGCCUGGGCCCUGGUGGUCCUGCCCUUGGUGCAGAAAGCAGACGGGAAAGUCGCACAGGGAGUGGAGGCUGGCAUGGUAGCUGCGGAGCCGAGCCCCAGCGCCACCGGGGACAUGGGGACCCCUGGGGCUGCCCCUCCCACUCCCGAGGAGGCGCCGGCUUCGGCCGAGCAUGGAGACCCCCACAGACAGACCCAGGGCAGCGCGGAGCAGAGCUGGGCGAGUCAGGAGGCUACCAUGAACGUGGUCGCCGCCCAUUGCCCACAGGGGCAGGGGUGUUUGCCAGCCUCAGGGGGUGGUCACAGACCUGGGGAUAAAGCCGGGACAGUGUGGGCAGCCGGGAAGCUGGAGCUUGGCUGGAGCUGGGCCUUGGGCGUGGCUGGGAGCCAUCCCUGUAGAUGGUUCUGCUGGGGGCUGACCCGGGUGCUGGUGUCGGAGGAAUGGGAGAAUCCGGAGCAGAGGGGAGUGAGGAAGGGGGCGGCGGCUCCCCACCCCGAAACCGGGGGCCUGGUCCCAGGGAAGGCUGCCCUCCCCCACCGCGCACUCCCCACAGCCCUGAACACGGCGCAUGGCGGGCGGGUGUGCAGCACGUGGGGCGACUUCCACUACAAGACCUUCGACGGCGACGUCUUCCGCUUCCCCGGGCUGUGCAACUACGUCUUCUCCGCGCACUGCGGUGCCGCCUACGAGGACUUCAACCUCCAGCUCCGCCGCGGCCUGGUGGGCUCCAGGCCCACGGUCACCCACAUCACCCUCAAGACGCAGGGGCUGGUACUGGAGGUCUCCAACGGGUCCAUCCUGGUCAACGGGAGGCGGGAGGAGCUGCCCUACAGCCGCGCCGGCCUCCUGGUGGAGGAGAGCAGUGCCUACGUCAAGGUCAACAUCCGGCUGAUGCUAACCUUCACGUGGAACGGAGAGGACAGCGCCCUGGUGAGGCUGCCCACCCCGACGCCCUCCCCACCCAGGGGCACCCCUGCGGGAGCUGGGUGGAUGGGGGCUGGGGGCCCUGUGGGCCUGCAGAAGCUAGAGCUGCCCCUCCCCCGCCCCCAGCUGGAGCUGGACCCCAGGUAUGCCAACCAGACCUGCGGCCUGUGCGGGGACUUCAAUGGACUCCCGGCCAUCAACGAGUUCUAUGCCCACAAUGCCAGGCUGACCCCUCUACAGUUUGGGAACCUGCAGAAGCUGGAUGGGCCCACGGAGCAGUGCCAGGACCCCCUGCCCUCCCCAGCUGACAACUGCACAGAUGAGGAGGGCAUCUGUCGCCACACCCUGCUGGGCCCAGCCUUUGCUCAGUGCCACAGGCUGGUGGAUGCCGAGGUGUACGUGGCCACCUGCACCCAGGACCUGUGCCGCUGCCCCACCUGCCCAUGUGCCACCUUCGCGGAGUACUCUCGCCAGUGUGCCCACGCCGGGGGACAGCCGCAGAGCUGGAGGGGCCCUGACCUCUGCCCCCAGACGUGCCCCCUGAACAUGCAAUACCAGGAGUGCGGCUCACCCUGCGCGGACACCUGCUCCAACCCUGAGCGCUCCCAGCUCUGCGAGGACCACUGCGUCGACGGCUGCUUCUGCCCCCAAGGCACGGUGAUGGACGACGUCACCCACUCGGGCUGCCUGCCCCUGCGGCAGUGCCCCUGCAUGCACGGCGGCCGCCCCUACGCCCCGGGGGCCUCCUUCGCCACCAGCUGCAGCUCCUGCACCUGCUCCGGGGGACUAUGGCAGUGCCAGGACCUCCUGUGCCCGGGCAUCUGCUCCGUCCUGGGCGGGUCCCACAUCUCCACCUAUGAUGAGAAACUCUACGACGUGCACGGGGACUGCAACUAUGUCCUAACCAAGAUAUGUGCAGGCAACGCCCUCACCGUGCUGGCCGAGCUGCGGAAAUGCGGCCUGACGGACAACGAGAACUGCCUCAGAACGGUGACGCUGUGGUUGAGCGGAGGCGACACGACCAUCCAGGUCCAGGCCAACGGCGGGGUGUUCGUGAACUCCAUCUACACGCAGCUGCCCGCGGCAGUGGCCAACGUCACCGUCUUCAGGCCGUCAUCCUUCUUCAUCCUGGUGCAGACGGGCCUCGGGCUGCAGCUGCAGGUGCAGCUGGUGCCCCUCAUGCAGGUGUUCCUCAGGCUGGACCCCUCCUACCAGGGCCAGAUGUGCGGCCUGUGCGGGAACUUCAACCAGAACCAGGCCGACGACUUCCGGACCAUCAGCGGUGUGGUGGAGGGCACGGCCGCCGCCUUCGCCAACAGCUGGAAGACCCAGGCCGCCUGCCCCAACGUCAAGAACAGCUUUGAGGACCCCUGCUCCCUCAGCGUGGAGAACGAGAACUACGCCCGGCGCUGGUGCUCUGUGCUGACCGACCCUGCUGGGGCCUUCUCGUCCUGCCACUCUGUCAUCAGCCCUGGGCCCUUCCACUCGAACUGCAUGUUUGACACGUGCAACUGUGAGAAGAGUGAGGACUGCAUGUGCGCGGCCCUGUCCUCCUACGUGCGGGCCUGCGCCGCCCGGGGCGUGCUGCUCGUUGGCUGGCGGGACGGCGUGUGCAACAAGUACAUGAGCAGCUGCCCCAAGACCCAGAGCUACGCCUAUGUGGUGGACAGCUGCCAGCCCACCUGCCGCUCCCUAAGCCAGGCCGAUGUCACCUGCAACGUGGCCUUCGUGCCCGUGGACGGCUGCACCUGCCCUUCGGGCAACUUCCUGGACGACACCGGUGGCUGCGUGCCUGCCGAGGCCUGCCCCUGCUACUCGCAUGGCUCUGUGCUGGCUCCAGGGGAGGUCCUGCACGACAACGGCGUGGUGUGUUCAUGUGUGAGCGGGAAGCUGAGCUGCCUGGGAGCCGUGGAGCAGAGCACAGGGUGCGUGGCCCCCAUGCUGUUCCUUGACUGUAGCAACGCCUCCGCGGACACGCCCGGGGCCGAGUGUGUGCGGAGCUGCCAUGCGCUGGAUGUGGACUGUUUCAGCACGCGCUGCGUGUCGGGCUGCGUCUGCCCUGCGGGGCUGUUGGCCGAUGGGAGCGGGGGCUGUGUGGCCGAGGAGGACUGCCCCUGCCUGCACAACGAGGCCGCCUACAAGCCUGGGGAGACCAUCAGGGUCGACUGUAACACCUGCACCUGCAGGGGCCGCAGGUGGGAGUGCAGCCGCCGGCCCUGCCUGGGCACCUGCGUGGCCUACGGGGACGGCCACUUCAUCACCUUUGAUGGCGAGCGCUACAGCUUUGAGGGGAGCUGUGAGUACACGCUGGCCCAGGACUACUGUGCGGGCAACGACGCCAGCAACGGGAGCUUCCGCGUCGUCACCGAGAACGUCCCCUGCGGGACCACAGGCGUCACCUGCUCCAAGGCCAUCAAGAUCUUCCUGGAGAACUAUGAGCUGAUCCUCCACGAGGGUUCCUACAAGGUGGUGCAGAGGGGGCCAGGCGGAGACCUGCCCUACAAGAUCCGUUACAUGGGCAUCUACCUGGCCGUCGAGACCCGCAGUGGCGUGGUCGUGUCCUGGGACCGGAAGACCAGCGUGUUUAUUCGGCUGCACCAGGAGUACAAGGGGAGGGUCUGCGGGCUGUGCGGGAACUUUGACGACAACGCCCUCAACGACUUCACCACGCGGAGCCAGUCCGUGGUGGGCGACGUGCUGGAGUUCGGCAACAGCUGGAAAUUCUCCCCGUCCUGCCCGGACGCCCAGGCCCCCAGGGACCCCUGCACUGCCAACCCGUACCGCAAGUCCUGGGCCCAGAAGCAGUGCAGCAUCAUCAACAGCGCCACCUUCAGCGCCUGCCAUUCUCAGGUCGACUCCACCAGGUACUACGAGGCCUGCGUGAGCGACGCGUGCGCCUGCGACUCGGGGGGCGACUGCGAGUGUUUCUGCACGGCCGUGGCCGCCUACGCCCAGGCCUGCCGCGACGCGGGCGUGUGCGUGUCCUGGCGGACCCCGGACAUCUGCCCCCUGUUCUGCGACUACUACAACCCCCAAGGGGAGUGCGAGUGGCACUACCAGCCCUGCGGGGCCCCCUGCCUGAGGACCUGCCGGAAUCCCCGCGGGCACUGCCUGAUGGACCUGCCAGGCCUGGAAGGUGAGGGCAGGCUGUUCCGGGGAGGCCAUGCCUCGUCACCCCAGCACAGCGUGCAGGCAGCGGGGCAAGGGGGCUCCUGCCUCCCCAUGCCCACCCUCGGGACGGGGGGACAGAGAUGGGUGGCGGCCGGGGCAGCCCCACCGCCUGGCCUGAGAGGGGAGUGUUCUCCCUGCCCUGUGCCCGCCCCAGGUUGCUACCCAAAGUGCCCACCCAGCAAGCCAUUCUUCAAUGAGGACCAGAUGAAGUGCGUGGCCCAGUGUGAGGGCUGCUACGACGAGGAUGGAAACUACUAUGAUGCCGGCACCAGGGUCCCCACGGCGGAGAACUGCCGGAGCUGCGACUGCACCUCCAGAGGCCUCCAGUGCACGUACAGCCCUGCGGCCUGUACGUGCACCUACGAGGGCAGAACCUAUGCCUAUGGAGACGUCAUCUACAACACGACCGAUGGGCUGGGCGCCUGCCUGAUUGCCAUCUGCAGAGACAAUGGAACCAUCGUCCGAAAGGCCGAGGAGUGUCCCGGAACCACGCCCACAACGCCCUUCACCUUCACCAGCACUGCGGCUCCGCCGUCCACCACGGGCUCGGUCCCCACACCCUCCACCGUGUGCGUGCGGGAGCAUUGCCGCUGGUCCGACUGGUACGACAGUGGACGUCCAGAGCCGGGCAUGGAAGGGGGCGACUUCGAGACAUUCGAGAACCUGAGGCAGAGGGGCUACCAGUUCUGCCCGGCCCCAGCGCAUGUCGAGUGCCGGGCCCAGCAGUUCCCAGAUAUGCCUUUGGAGAAGCUGGGUCAGAGGGUGGAGUGUGGCCAGGCCCGGGGGCUGACCUGCCUCAACAGUGACCAGAACCCCCCGCUCUGCCACAACUACGAGCUGAGGGUCCUCUGCUGCGACUACGUGCCCUGCAGCACCAGCCUGGCCCCGGGCACCAGCCAGCGGCCAUCCUCCCAGCCCCUGCCCACCUCCACCCAGACCACACCCACCAGAGGAACCUCCCUCCUGUCCACGGUGGCCUCCACCUCACAGACCCCAACCACCAAGUCCGCCUCAACCGUGACCCAAGUGGGCAGCAACUCUGUGGUCCUGGCCACCACCACCUGUGAGCCCCGCUGCCAGUGGACAGAGUGGUUCGACGAGGACUACCCCAAGUCCGAAGAGGCCGGAGGGGACGUCGAGUCCUACGACAAGAUCAGGCGUGCGGGAGGGACCGUGUGCGAGCAGCCCCAGGGCAUAGAGUGCCAGGCCGAAAACUUCCCCAACGUGAGGCUGGAGGAGCUGAAUCAGCGUGUGCACUGUGACGUCAGCUUCGGCCUGGUCUGCAGGAACGACGAGCAGGUGGGCCUGUUCAAGAUGUGCUACAACUACAAAAUCCGCGUGCUGUGCUGUGGGUACAGCCACUGCGGGGAGCCCACGUCCCCCACCACCACUGCCACCGCAUCCACUGCCACAGCCGCCACGGCCACCACCUCCACUGCCACAGCCCCCACUGCCGCCACCUCUACAGCCCCCACUGCUACCACCUCCACUGCCACAAUCUCCACUGCCACAGCCCCCACGACCACCACCUCCGCGGGCCCGCUGUCCACCUCACACCCUGAGACCAGCACGUCGGGAAUCCCGGUGCCGACAGCCACCACCACCUGUGAGCCCCGCUGCCAGUGGACAGAGUGGUUUGACGAGGACUACCCCAAGUCCGAAGAGGCCGGAGGGGACGUCGAGUCCUACGACAAGAUCAGGCGUGCAGGAGGGGCCGUGUGCGAGCAGCCCCAGGGCAUAGAGUGCCAGGCCGAAAACUUCCCCAACGUGAGGCUGGAGGAGCUGAAUCAGCGCGUGCACUGUGACGUCAGCUUCGGCCUGGUCUGCAGGAACGACGAGCAGGUGGGCCUGUUCAAGAUGUGCUACAACUACAAAAUCCGCGUGCUGUGCUGUGGGUACAGCCACUGCCCCACUGCCAUCACAUCCACUGCCACUGCCCCCACGACCACCUCUACAGCUCCCACUGCCACAGCCCCCACUGCCACUGCAUCCACUGCUACAGUCACCACUGUGGCCACCUCUACAGCUCCCACUGCCACCACAUCCACUGCCACAGCCCCCAUUGGCACCACCUCGACUGCCACAGCCCCCACUGUGGCCACCUCUACAGCCCCCACUGCCACCACCUCCACUGCCACAGGCCCCACGACCACCACAUCCACUACCACAGCCCCCAUUGGCACCACCUCCACUGCCACAGCCCCCACUGCCACCUCUACAGCUCCCACUGCCACAGCCCCUACGGCCAUCACCUCCACUGCCACAGCCACCACUGUGGCCACCUCUACAGCUCUCACUGCCACCACCUCCACUGCCACAGGCCCUACUGCCACCACAUCCACUGCCACAGCCCCCACUAUCACCACAUCCACUGCCACAGCCCCCAGUGCCACCACAUCCACUACCACAGCCACCACUGUGACCACCUCUACAGCUCCCACUGCCACCACCUCCACUACCAGCACGUCGGGAAUCCCGGUGCCGACAGCCACCACCACCUGUGAGCCCCACUGCCAGUGGACAGAGUGGUUUGACGAGGACUACCCCAAGUCCGAAGAGGCCGGAGGGGACGUCGAGUCCUACGACAAGAUCAGGCGUGCGGGAGGGGCCGUGUGCGAGCAGCCCCAGGGCAUAGAGUGCCAGGCCGAAAACUUCCCCAACGUGAGGCUGGAGGAGCUGAAUCAGCGCGUGCACUGUGACGUCAGCUUCGGCCUGGUCUGCAGGAACGACGAGCAGGUGGGCCUGUUCAAGAUGUGCUACAACUACAAAAUCCGCGUGCUGUGCUGUGGGUACAGCCACUGCGGGGAGCCCACGUCCCCCACCACCACUGCCACCGCAUCCACUGCCACAGCCCCCACGGCCACCACCUCCACUGCCACAGCCACCACUGCGGCCACCUCUACAGCCACCACUGCCACAGCCCCCACGGCCACAGCCCCCACGGCCACCACCUCCACGGCCACAGCCCCCACGGCCACCACCUCCACUGCCACAGCCACCACUGUGGCCACCUCUACAGCCCCCACGGCCACAGCCCCCAUGGCCACCACCGCCACUGCCACCACCUCCACUGCCACAGCCUCCACUGCCCCACCACUGUGGCCACCUCUACAGCCCCCACGGCCACCACCUCCACUGCCACCACUCCCCCACUGCCACCACAUCCACUGCUACAGCCCCCACUGCCACCACAUUCACUGCUACAACACCACUCCCACCUCUACAGCUCCCACUGCCACCAUAUCCACUGCCACAGCCACCACUUCCACCGCAUCCACUGACAUAGCCCCCAGUGCCACCUCUACACCUCCCACUGCCACCACCUCCACUGCCACAGCCCCCAGUGCCACCACCUCCACUGCCACAGCCCCCAUUGGCACCACCUCCACUGCCACAGCCCCCACUGCCACAGCCACCACUGUGGCCACCUCUACAGCUCCCACUGCCACCGCAACCACUGCCACAGCCCCCACUGCCACAGCCACCACUGUGGCCACCUCUACAGCCCCCACUGCCGCCACCUCCACUGCCACAGCCUCCACUGCCACCGCAUCCACUGCUACAGCCACCACUGUGCCCCCACGUGCCACCACAUCCACAGCUACCACUGUGGCCACCUCUACAGCUCCCACUGCCACCGCAACCACUGCCACAGCCCCCACUGCCACCACAUCCACUACCACCACAUCCACUGCCACAGCCCCCACGACCACCACCUCCACUGCCACAGCUCCCACUGCCACCACCUCCACUGCCACAGGCCCCACUGCCAUCACAUCCACUGCCACAGCCCCCACUCCCACCUCUACAGCUCCCACUGCCACAGCCCCCACAGCCACCAUCUCCACUGCCACAGCCCCCACUGCCACCGCAUCCACUGCUACAGUCACCACUGUGGCCACCUCUACAGCUCCCACUGCCACCGCAACCACUGCCACAGCCCCCACUGCCACCACAUCCACUGCCACCAUCUCCACUGCCACAGCCCCCACGACCACCACCUCCGCGGGCCCGCUGUCCAUCUCACACCCUGAGACCAGCACGUCGGGAAUCCCGGUGCCGACAGCCACCACCACCUGUGAGCCCCGCUGCCAGUGGACAGAGUGGUUUGAUGAGGACUACCCCAAGUCCGAAGAGGCCGGAGGGGACGUCGAGUCCUACGACAAGAUCAGGCGUGCGGGAGGGGCCGUGUGCGAGCAGCCCCAGGGCAUAGAGUGCCAGGCCGAAAACUUCCCCAACAUGAGGCUGGAGGAGCUGAAUCAGCGCGUGCACUGUGACGUCAGCUUCGGCCUGGUCUGCAGGAACGACGAGCAGGUGGGCCUGUUCAAGAUGUGCUACAACUACAAAAUCCGCGUGCUGUGCUGUGGGUACAGCCACUGUGGGGAGCCCACGUCCCCCACCACCACUGCCACCACAUCCACUGCCACAGCCACCACUGCCACCACAUCCACUGCUACAGCCCCCACUGCCACCACAUUCACUGCUACAGUCACCACUGCCACCUCUACAGCUCCCACUGCCACAGCCCCCACGGUCACCACCCCCACUGCCACAGCCACCACUCCCACCUCUACAGCUCCCACUGCCACCAUUUCCACUGCCACAGCCACCACUGCCACCGCAUCCACUGCCAUAGCCCCCAGUGCCACCUCUACAGCUCCCACUGCCACCAUAUCCACUGCCACAGCCACCACUGCCACCGCAUCCACUGCCACAGCCCCCAUUGGCACCACCUCCACUGCCACAGCCCCCACUGCCACAGCCACCACUGUGGCCACCUCUACAGCUCCCACUGCCACCGCAACCACUGCCACAGCCCCAACUGCCACAGCCACCACUGUGGCCACCUCUACAGCCCCCACUGCUGCCACCUCCACUGCCACAGCCCCCACUGCCACCACAUCCACUGCUACAGCCCCCACUGCCACCACAUUCACUGCUACAGUCACCACUGCCACCUCUACAGCUCCCACUGCCACAGCCCCCACGGUCACCACCCCCACUGCCACAGACACCACUCCCACCUCUACAGCUCCCACUGCCACCAUAUCCACUGCCACAGCCACCACUGCCACCGCAUCCACUGCCAUAGCCCCCACUCCCACUGCCACCGCAACCACUGCCACAGCCCCCACUGCCACCACAUCCACUGGUACGGUCACCACUGUGGCCACCUCUACAGCUCCCACUGCCACAGCCCCCACGGCCACCACCGCCACAGCCACCACUGUGGCCACCUCUACAGCCCCCACUGCCACCGCAUCCACUGCCACAGCCCCCACGGCCACCACCUCCACUGCCACAGCCACCACUGUGGCCACCUCUACAGCCACCACUGCCACUGCAUCCACUGCCACAGCCCCCACUGCCACCACCUCCACUGUCAGCACCUCCACAGCCCCCACGACCACCACCUCCACUGCCACAGCCACCACUGUGGCCACCUCUAUAGCUCUCACUGUCACCGCAUCCACUGCCACAGCCCCCACUGCCACUGCAUCCACUGCUACAGUCACCACUGCCACCUCUACAGCUCCCACUGCCACAGCCCCCACGGCCACCACCACCACUGCCACAGCCACCACUGUGGCCACCUCUACAGCCACCACUGCCGCCACCUCCACUGCCACAGCCCCCACGGCCAGCACCUCCACUGCCACAGCCCCCACUGUGGCCACCGCUACAGUCACCACUGCAGCCACCUCCACUGCUGCCACUGCCACAGUGGCCACCUCUGCUGCCACAGCCACCACGGCCCCCACGGCCUCCAGCACCACCACCGCUGUGACACCAGCCACGCCGCACACAACAUGGCUGGGGAGCACAGGGGUGACCACGUCCCCCGCCAGCAGUGCCACACCAGCACCUUCCCUUUCCACGGGGCUGACAGUCCGAGUGACAUCCUUGAGGCCCAGCCACACAGGCACGCUCCCAACAUCUGCCACGGGGCUCCUCACAUCUCCCCCAGCGUCAGAGCCCACCAUCCCAGGGAGGGCCACGUCGGUCCUCCCGACUCACACAGCCUCAAGGGGGCCCACCCUGAUGUCGGUGACGACACAGACCUCCACGUCUCAGCUGCCGACGGGAACAGCAACGGGCACAAUGGGCACCACCUCCACGGGCCCGCUGUCCACCUCACACCCUGAGACCAGCAUGCUGAAAACCCUGGUGUCGACGGGCACCACUGGGGCCACCACCAGCACAACCAGUUGUCAACCCAAGUGCCAAUGGACAGAGUGGUUUGAUGGGGACUCCCCCACCUCGGGGGUCAGGGGUGGAGACAUGGAGACCUAUGACAACAUCCGGGCUGCGGGCGGCAAGGUGUGCCAGCAGCCGCAGAAGAUCGAGUGCCGGGCAGAGAGCUACCCCGAGGUGAGCAUUGAGCAGAUUGGGCAGGAGCUCAGCUGCAGCCUGGAGGUCGGGCUGGUCUGCAGGAACGACGACCAGAGGGGGAAGUUCACCAUGUGCUUCAACUACAACAUCCGUGUGUACUGCUGCGAUGACGUCCGGCACUGCCCCACCACGGCUACCCCCCACCUCACCUCCACCACACUGCCCGCCACCAGCAGCUCCACAGCCACGGUGCCAUGGCCCUCGACCUCUGCCGUGACCCAGACGGGAGCCCCCACCACGGCCCCUCCAGCUACACACGUGCACAAGACCACCUUCGGGACUGCCUUGCUGCCCGCCCCCGUGACGCCCAACACUAGGGCUACCACCUACACCCGCUCCCUGCACCCCACGGCCUCCCCUCAGGUCACAGAGCUCCCCACCAGGCCCUCCGAGACCACACCCGGACCCCCCAUCACCACACCCAGCACAGGCCAGGCCACCUCCACCAGUGUGACAGGUCCCUCCUCCACGGGGACCACGCAGAGUGUCUCCACCCCCACCCGUGUGACAGGUCCCUCCUCCAUGGGGACCACCGAGGGGGUGUCCACCCCAACCCAUGUGACAGGUCCCUCCUCCACGGGGACCACCGAGGGGGUCUCCACCCCCACUACUCUGACAGGUCCCUCCUCCACGGGGACCACCCAGGGGGUCUCCACCCCCACCCGUGUGACAGGUCCCUCCUCCAUGGGGACCACAGAGGGGGUCUCCACCCCCACCACUCUGACAGGUCCCUCCUCCACGGGGACCACCCAGGGGGUCUCCACCCCCACCACUCUGACGGGUCCCUCCUCCACGGGGACCACCCAGGGGGUCUCCACCCCCACCCGUGUGACAGGUCCCUUCUCCCCUGGGACCACCGAGAGCGUCUCCACCCCUAGUCCCUCUGCCUUCCCGGGGUCCCCUUUUGACUUCGCCCAUAUCGACCGCCCCCGGGUCCCCACCCACCACCCCUUCCUGGUCUGGGGUGACCUCUGGCAGCCCGGGGACCUUCCUCAUCUCCACUGCCUCUCCCAACCCCACCACAGCCUGCCUUUGCCACGCCUUCGGAAAGCUCUUCCUACCAGUGUCUCUGUGUUCGUAGGGGACGUCAUCUACAACAAGACCGACGGAGCAGGCUGCCUCUUCUUAGCCAUCUGCAACCAGCGCUGCGACAUCGACCGCUUCCAGGGCCCCUGCUCCACCUUCUCACCCUCAGGGACCUCGGCCUCUGUUCCCCCAACCACCCCAGUUCCCGGCUGCAAUCACACCAUCCCUCCCCGACAGGUGAAUGAGUCCUGGACCCUGGAGGACUGCACGGUGGCUCGCUGUGAGGGCGACAACCGUAUCGUCCUGCUGGGGCCAAAGCCGAUGGGCAACGUCGUCUGCGUGAACGGGCACCUGCCCGUGCGAGUGCAGAGCGGGGAUGGGCCCUGUGACUACAGCUACGAGUGCGAGUGCUCCUGCAGCGGCUGGGGGGACACCCACUACGAGACCUUCGACGGCACCUCCUACUCCUUCCUGGACGAUUGCACCCACGUCCUCAUGCGGGAGAUCCAGCCGCGCCACGGGAACCUCAGCAUCCUCCUACACAACCACUACUGUGAGGCCGCCGCCAGCUGCCCCCGCGCCCUCAGCGUCCACUAUGAGUCCAUGGACAUCGUCCUCACCACCACCCCUGGCGCCGACGGGCAGGAGGAAAGCCUGAUCCUGUUUGGCCAAAUGCCGGUAAGGCCGAGCUUCAGCAAGAACGGCCUGACCGUGACGGCGACGGGGGCCACCGAGAUGAGCAUCGAGAUUCCCGCCGUCGGCGUGAGCGUCAUCUUCAACGGGCGGGUCUUCCAGGCCCGGCUGUCCUACAGCCGCUUCAGCUACAACACCGAGGGCCAGUGUGGCACCUGCACCAACAGCCGCAGGGAUGACUGUCGCCGGCCCGAUGGCACCAUGGCCCCCACCUGCCAGGACAUGGCCUGGUCCUGGCUAGUCGCCAACAGCAGCGGGGAGGGCUGCUGGGCACCGACCGGGCUGCCCCCGACCACCAGCCCCCCCUUGCCAGCACCCAGCACACCCACCUCCACUCCGUGUCCCCCGGAACCCCUCUGCGAGCUGAUGCUGAGCCCGGUGUUCGCCGGGUGCCACGGCCUCAUCCCGCCCGGCCCGUUCUUCAGCACCUGUGUCAGCGACAGCUGCAGGCCCAGCCGCCCUGACCGCCCUGAAGCGCUCUGCCAGAGCCUGGAGGCCUACUCUGCGCUCUGCCGCACCCGGGGCGUGUGCCCCGACUGGCGCAACGCCACCAGCGGGCUGUGCGACCUCACCUGCCCGCCCACCAAGGUGUAUAAGCCGUGUGGCCCCGUGCAGCCCAAGUCCUGUGACUCCAGGAGCCAGAGCCCGGCGAGCAGGGGGCUGGCGGAGGGUUGCUUCUGUCCCGACGGCCACAUCCUGUUCAACUCCCACACGGACGUCUGCGUGCCCGAGUGCCCCUGCGUGGGACCAGAUGGGUUUCCCAAAUUCCCCGGAGAGCGGUGGGUCAGCAACUGUCAGUCCUGCGUGUGUGAUGAAGACUCCGUGUCGGUGCAGUGCGCCCCCGUGCAGUGCGAGGCCCGGGGCCAGCCACAGGAAUGCGGCCGGGCCGGCUUCGUGGCCCAGACCAGGCCCCUGGCCGACAACCCUUGCUGCAUGGAAACUCUGUGUGUCUGCAACAGAAGCACGUGCCCCCAGAGCCCACCCAAGUGUAGGCCGGGAGAGGAGCUGGCCUGCACCCAGGCGGAGGACAGCUGCUGCCCCACCUUCAGCUGCCGGCCUCAGCUGUGCACCUACAAUGGCACCGUCUACGGGGUCGGUGCAACCUUCCCAGCGGUCAUUCCCUGCCACACAUGCACCUGCCUGUCCGUGGACACCCAUGACCCGACCGUGCUGUGUGAGGAGGAUGCCUGCGACACCACUUGUCCCCAGGGCUUCCAGUACUCGAGGGUGGCCGGGCAGUGCUGCGGGGAGUGCGUGCAGACGGCUUGCCUCACGUCCGACGGCCGGCUGGUCCAGGUAAGGGGGGCUCAGUCUCAAUCCCCGCGCCCCAGAGACCCUCCCCGCCAGCUCUUCUCUGCCCACCAGAUAAUCCUCAACCCGGCCCCCACUCUCCCCCUUUUAUUUCAGCCCAAUGAGACCUGGGUCAACAGCCUCGUGGACAACUGCACGUUGUACCACUGCCAGGCUGAGAACGGGCCCCCUAUGCUGACCCCGACGCCCGUCGCGUGCCCGGACGUGUCCAGCUGCAGGGGCAUCCUCAGGAAAAUCGGCUGCUGCUACUCCUGUGAGGAAGUGGACUCCUGCCAGGUUCGCGCCAGCAUGACGGUCCUGCGACACCAGGGCUGCGCCACCCAGGCCGCCGUCAGCGUCCCCUUCUGCGAGGGCUUCUGCCCAGGAGCGGCCCGGUACUCCAUGGGGGCCCGGGCCACACAGUGCCCGUGCAUCUGCUGCAAGAAGACCAGGGCCCACCAGGAGGUGGUAACCAUGCAGUGUCCCAACGGGACGGCCUUCCAGCACACCUACACCCACGUGGACGAGUGCAGCUGUGGCCCAUCUUGCGUCUCCUCGGCCCAGGCUCCCGAAGACAGCACCCCCAACUUCCCGACCUAUGGGUCCACCACUGUCUGACGCAUUCUGCCCCCCCUCCGCCCGCCCCACCUGCCCCACCUGGAGCCAGAACACGCACCACCCAACCACGGAAACCGCGGGAGCCCACGCACACCUUCCGUGGAUACCACUGCCCCCGCCCACUUUACACCUGCCCCAGGUGAAACCCAGGCCCUGGCGGGUGACAGCGUAGUGAGGGUCGGCUUGAGGAGGACCCCAGGCUGGGGGGACCUGCCCUCAGAGCCCCUCCUGCCUGCUUUGGCCACCUGCCUGGCCUUCGGGCCCUGACCUUCAUCUGAAACACAAGCACCCGCUCCACCCAGGCUCACCCCCGUCCUGGUGUCAGAGGGAUGCCCCGGAGAAAACUGCACACCCACUGCCGUGCUGCUCCCACGGCGGGCCUGUGUGCCCCCCACUGCCCCUCGAAGCCCCGCGGUGCACAGGUGCCCGCUGGCUACACCUCUUGCAGCUGAGCGCAGACUGAGGCCUGUCCGGGCAAGGCUGGCUACCCGCCCACGUCUGGACCCCGGCCUGAGGCUCCGGGGGCCAAGGGACGGGCCCCGGCGGGGUCGGCACCCCACAGCUCCCGCUCUGCUCACCCAGCCCCCGUCUCUGAAAAUAAACACCGAGCAUCA